AAGCCCUAACCAAGAGAGAAUUGAAAACCCUCAGGAAAUAUGAACUCGAUAGCAAGGCAUUUGUCUUUCUUCUUUGGAAGUCAGGGCGUCAACUCGCUGAGUCGGGAGCUCCAGGCUUAUCAGAUUCAACAAUGGCGGGGGAUCCGGGUGAAGGUAUUUAAUGGAAACUUGGAGCAUGCUUUGACCGUGAUGCAGAGGAAGAUGCAAUCGAGCGGGAUCGAACGGUUGAUAAAGCGCGAGCAGCUUCACCACAUCAAGAAUUCUGAGAAGCGCGUUUUGGCACGCAAAAAUCUCCAGCGCAAGAUUAAAUCCCAGGAAUAUUGUCGUAAGCUUAAAGCCCUCCUCAUGAAGAAAGUCAGGGGUCUAUGAGAGCAGCUUUGGAGUAUCUUUCUUGGCAUGAAGGAAAUAUACAAGGUGCUUAAUUUUCAAUUGUUCUUUUGAUUCUUGCAGAGUUCAGGGGUUUCUUGCAAUUUUCAGCGCAUGUUCAUUUGGUAGCUUACAUGGCUUUGUAAUCAAUAUGCAGUUUACUUUGCUUUCGGUGAAUUUUUUAUGAAUUUCAUGCCUUUUGAGACUCCAUUCAUUACAUGCAAUGGUAUGUGAAUUUUUACCGAGGCCUGCAACAUAAAGUGAGAAACAGAGAUCACUUACCAUACUGACCAGGGAUGUCAUAAAUUGUUCAAACAGGAUCAUUUAUCUGUUUACAUAAUGCGGAUGGAAAUUUAAGAA
Molecule: messenger RNA, 726 nt
Organism: Hevea brasiliensis (rubber tree)
Lineage: Eukaryota; Viridiplantae; Streptophyta; Magnoliopsida; Malpighiales; Euphorbiaceae
Exons: 2
Coding region: 40-369 (109 amino acids)
Biological process (GO): translation
Cellular component (GO): ribosome
Molecular function (GO): structural constituent of ribosome
Source: RefSeq, a predicted model, not a curated record